AUGUCGAAUCUUAUAAAACUCGAAUUUGCGGCCCUUGAUAUUACUGGAAAGAACUAUUUGUCUUGGGUAUUAGAUGCCGAAAUUCACCUAGAUGCAAAGGACCUUGGUGAUACAAUCAAAGAAGGAAAUAAAGAAACAAGUCAAAACAAAGCUAAAGCUAUGAUAUUUCUUCGCCAUCACCUCCAUGAGGGUCUUAAGAUUGAGUAUUUGACUGUAAAAGAUCCACAAAUCCUUUGGAGUAAUCUAAAGGAGAGGUAUGACCACCAGAAAACUGUGAUAUUGCCUAAAGCUCGUUAUGAUUGGUUACAUUUAAGACUACAAGACUUUAAGUCUGUAAGUGAAUAUAACUCAGCUAUGUUCAGAAUUACUUCACAAUUGAAGUUAUGUGAAGAGAAAAUUACUAAUGCAGAAAUGUUAGAGAAAACAUAUUCUACCUUUCACGCAAAUAACAUUGUCCUGCAGACACAAUACUGUGAAAAGGGAUUUAAGAAAUAUUCUGAACUUAUAUCUUGUCUCCUUCAUGCCAAUAAUAGUGGUCGAGGACGUGGUCAAGGACGUGGAUGUGGACGUGGAUAUGGAUAUGGUCGAGGCCGAGGUCGAGGUGGUUCUUUCAAGAACUCGUAUACCCACCAGAAGUGGGACAAUAAAGAUGGUAACAAACAAGAGAAAGAUAAAAGAGAGAAUGUGACCAAUGUAUGUUAUCGAUGUGGAGGAAAAGGUCAUUGUUCUCGUACAUGUCGUACACCAAAACACCUGGUUGAGCUUUAUCAACAAUCAUUAAAGCAAAAGGGAAAGAAAGUAGAAACAAAUCUUGUGUACAAAGAUGGCGAAGGUGACUUUGAAUGUGGCAAUACAACUCACCUGGAAGUUGCUGAUUUCCUCACCACCCCUGAAGGGAAUAAUUAA
Messenger RNA from Spinacia oleracea (spinach), 906 nucleotides. RefSeq lists its product as uncharacterized. Lineage: Eukaryota; Viridiplantae; Streptophyta; Magnoliopsida; Caryophyllales; Amaranthaceae. Gene Ontology annotation, molecular function: zinc ion binding; nucleic acid binding. The coding region runs from base 1 to 906 and encodes 301 amino acids. The record is from RefSeq and is a predicted model, not a curated record. The transcript is spliced from 2 exons.